Molecule: messenger RNA, 4297 nt
Organism: Myotis myotis
Lineage: Eukaryota; Metazoa; Chordata; Mammalia; Chiroptera; Vespertilionidae
Product: vascular non-inflammatory molecule 2-like
Exons: 10
Coding region: 2542-4095 (517 amino acids)
Molecular function (GO): hydrolase activity, acting on carbon-nitrogen (but not peptide) bonds, in linear amides
Source: RefSeq, a predicted model, not a curated record
GGUGUGCAGGAGGCAGCUGAUCGGUGAUUCUCAUCAUUGAUGUUUCUAUCUCCCUCUCCCUCUCUGAAAUCCAUAAAGAUAUAUAUAUAUAUAUAUAUUUUUUUUUAAAUAAAAAAGCUGGCCUGCUGAACCAGCCAUAUUUAAAGCAUUACAUCUGAGAAAAAUAGUUGAAAAUCAACAAAACUUUGUGUUUCUAGAUGAUCAAACUUGGACUUGAAGAUGUUAUUGACCCUAGGUCUCCUGUUUCCUCUGUUUACUUUUUAUUCAAAAUGCACUGAUUCUGUGAAUGUACCUUUGUAUAUUAACAAGGAAAGAAAGUAUGUGAAUUGACAUUAACUAGUAACUUUGAUUGUGUUAAAGGGAUUAUCUAUGGGCUUAAGGGAAAGAAUUGAUAUGCUUAAAGAUAAUAAAAGUGACUCAAUAUUUGUAGAACAGUUACGAUGAAAUCAGUUUUAAAAAGAUAUGCUUGAUCUUUGUCCUGAGAUUUCUGUUUUUGUUGAAAGGCAAAUUUCCUGCCUAUUAUACAAAAACUGUAACAUUUCCUGGCCCUUAGUUCUUUUAAAAAAUAUGUGUGGAAGGUAGAAUAGCAUUACUUAAGAUUUCCAUUUGUGCAAUGUAUUUUCAGUUAUUAUCAGGAUUUAUAAGCAAUGCUUGAUAUAACAUUCAUUUCCCAUAAGCUCUGUUUCAAUUCUGCCAUCUUUAAAAAAACAACAACACAUAUUUCUAGUAGAUAUAUCCAUUCCUAGAACAGGCGAUUCCACAGGGAUGCUUGUAUGUUAGUGAAGAGAUUCCUCCGCCUUCAUGUAAAAUCCAUGCUGUUGUUUGAAGUGAGAGUCCCUAUUGUGCAACUAUCAAACCUCCUGAUCCAUUUCCGUGGUGUAACAGCCACAUUUACCUGUUUUAAACAGAAGAAAUGGCUUUAGCUAUUUAGCUGUACAAACAUAUUUAUUGAAUGUGUUUUCUGAACGGAUCCUGUGAUAAUGUGCUAGAGAUUUCACUGUGAUCAAGAUAAACACAGUCUCUGCCCAUAUCCAACUUAUAUUUUAGAGGAAGAUAAUAGAUAAAUACCAGAAUCUCUAUUUUACAGAGAGGCUAGGAAGGAAAACAAUAUGGUGAUGUGAGGGAGUAAUUGAUGGCUUGAUUGGGUGUGGGGUCCUAAUUUAGACAAGGCUUCUCUGUGGGGGUGGGGCUUUUGAACUGAGAAUGAGAGGAAAGCAGACGACAGCAUGUGCAAAGGGGCUGGAGGUGGUCAGAGAUGAGACCGUGGCCUGCACACUGAAGUCUAGUAAAGAGAGGAGGUUGGAGAAGUGUGGAGGGGCCAGCGUUUAGGUGGGGAUGCUAGAUCCGAUGCACAUUUCAGGAAGGCUGUUGUCAGGGCAUGUGGAUGUGAGCGGGAUGUGAUUUAGCAGAGUUGGAGGGAGAUCUUCGGAAGCUUUGAGAGAAAUUUUAGUGAUUUGGAUCAGGGAUGUGGUGAUAGAAAGGGAGAGGAAAGGGCGUGUUUGGAAGUGGAACCAACAACACCUGCUGAUGUGGAGGGAAAGGGAAGAGGAAUUUAGGAUGACCCCCAGGUUUUGGCAGGAGGGUGAGGGAAGAAUAGUAACAAAACAGAUCCUGAAGGGCCAAAUUAAACCAUAAUGUGAUGCCCUUUCACACCACCAAGACGAAAAGAAAAAAAACAAAAACGUAAAGGAUGACAAAACCAAGACUGGGGAUGAUGGAGAGCGACUUGAAGUACGACAGUGUUGGAAUACUUUUUGACAUUAAUUGCCCAAAUCGGAUAUCCACAAAUUCUAUGCACUCUUCAUUCUCCCUCUCCCCCAAAUUCCCUUCGCCUUAAGACCACCAGAGGGUGGUCCAGUGCUCGGAGUACAUGGUGGGGGGCGGGGGGAGGGAUGUCACAGAUUCCCCGGUUUCCCAGAACGACCCCCGGAAGGAGUGUGACCCUGGCCCGCUGCAUUGUAUGGGGUGCAGAGCAGGUGCAGGCCUCGGUCACCCUCGCCCAGCUUCAAUGCUUAAAUCGCCCUGGUCCCACUUCAGUGCUUUUCUUGGCAGAGCACAGGCUGGGGCAAGGUCGCCCCUCCUCCUCCCAGUGGCCUAGAAUAUGCGGAGCGCCUGCAGUUUCCGACGCUGCCGCGCGGGGCCGCUAUUGCACCCAGCGAGCAGCCGGCAGCUUCCUGCGGGGCGGCGGCUGGGCUCCCACCUCCACCACCCGGCGUCCGGGCACCCCCCCAGGACCCAGGACCGACCGCCUAGUACCGUUAGCAGCGCUAUUGACUGUUGAGAGUUCAAAGUCAACACAAAGAUUCCAAGCUUUCUGAGGCCAGACGAGGACGUCCUUCAGGCUGAGGCAGGGCUCGAAGCGGCUCCGCACUAUCCUGAGUUCCUUGGUGUUUUUGUUGUAUCUCCACCUCGUGGUUGAUGGGCACCUGCCACGUCCUGCUUGGCAAGAUCCAGGAGUUGAUCUCAGAGAGCCUUCAUGUAUCUUGGACUCUCAGACUAACCUUGGGAAAGAGAGCGCGCAGAAAUCUCUAGACCUUGGCCAUGAUCACUUCCUCCUUUCAAGCCUCUGUGGCAGUUUUUGCCCUGGUUACCCUGCAUGUCAGUGCCCGGGAUACAUUUAUAGCUGCCGUGUAUGAACAUGCUGUCCUAAGGCCAAAGGGCACAGAAACACCUGUUUCUCGGGACGAUGCCUUGCUCCUUAUGAACAAGAAUAUAGAUAUUCUGGAGAAAGCGAUAAAGCAGGCAGCUGAGCAGGGUGCUCAAAUUAUUGUGACUCCAGAAGAUGCACUUUAUGGAUGGAAAUUUACCAGGGAAACCAUUUUCCCUUAUCUGGAGGAUAUCCCAGACCCUCAGGUGGACUGGAUUCCAUGUCGAGACCCCCAAAGAUUUGGUCACACACCCAUACAAACAAGACUCAGCUGCCUGGCCAAGAACAACUCUAUCUAUGUCUUGGCAAAUAUUGGGGACAAAAAGCGAUGUAAUUCUCAGGACUCCACAUGUCCUCCUAAUGGCUAUUAUCAGUACAAUACCAACGUGGUGUAUGAUGCAAAGGGACAGUUGGUGGCACGUUACCACAAGUACCACCUCUACUCUGAGCCUCAGUUUGAUGUCCCUGAAAAGCCAGAGCUGGUGACUUUCGACACCACCUUCGGAAGGUUUGGCAUUUUCACAUGCUUCGAUAUACUCUUCCACGACCCUGCUGUGGCCCUGGUGAAAGACUUCCAUGUGGACACCAUACUGUAUCCCACAGCGUGGAUGAAUGUUUUGCCCCUAUUGACAGCUAUUGAAUUCCACUCAGCUUGGGCUAUGGGCAUGAGAGUUAAUCUUCUUGCGGCAAAUAUACACCAUGUGCAACAAAAUAUGACAGGCAGUGGUAUUUAUGCACCACAUUCGCCCCGAGCAUACCAUUAUGAUAUGGAAACAGACUCGGGAAGGCUCCUUCUUUCAGAAGCAGAUUCGCGUCCCCGAACCUCUCCUGCCUACCCCACAGCUGUGGACUGGAGUGCCUAUGCCACAAACAUCAAACCAUUCCCAGUCCAGAAAAAUACUUUCAGUGGGUUUAUUUCCCGAGAUGCAUUCAACUUCACAGCACUUUUUGAAAAUGCAGGAAAUCUUACAGUCUGUCACAAAGAUCUCUGCUGUCAUUUAAGCUACAGAAUGUUAAGAAAAGAAGAGAAUGAAGUGUAUGUUCUAGGAGCUUUCACAGGACUUCACGGCCGAAGGAGAAGAGAGUACUGGCAGGUAUGCACCAUGCUGAAAUGCAAAACGACUAAUCUGACAACUUGUGGACAACCGGUAGAAACAGCUUUGACAAGGUUUGACAUAUUCUCCCUAAGUGGUACAUUCAGAACAGAGUAUGUUUUUCCUGAAGUGCUACUUACUAAAGUUCAACUGUCACCUGGAAAAUUUGAGGUACUAAAAGAUGGGCGUUUGGUAAACAAGAAUGGACCCUCUGAACCUAUUCUGACAGUGUCACUCUUUGGGAGAUGGUACACUAAGGACUCACAUUCCAGCUCAGGAGGGAUCAGCAAUUUGGAAACAACUAACUUGCUAAUAGCCACUUUUUUAAUGAUCAUAACUUUGCAAAUAUUAUGAUGGUAUAGGACAUCACUUUUUCAUAUUUAUUUUUGCAGCAUAUAUUUUGCUAAAUGUGUUUAUCGGCUUUUCAAGUUUACUAAGAAACUUUGAAGGACAAUCUCAAUGGUAUAGACCAGUGAUGGCGAACCUAUGACACGCGUGUCAGAGGUGACACGCGAACUCAUUUUUUUGGUUGAUUUUUCUUUGUUAAAUGGCAUUU